AUGUCCCGGGCCGUUUUGCGGGCGCACAAAAAUGCCCAUUGGCGGCCGAAUGUCCUCGACCAGUUCCGUGGGAGCUUUGGGCGCUCGCAAAAAGCGCGCUUCCUCGGGAUACCUAGGGAGCUAUUUACCAAGUUUUACUUCCUCCCGAUGAGCCCAGCGGUAAUGCGUGCUUCAGUACGGACCCCUGAAACAUUAGUGACAUCUCAUCGCGAUUGUAUGGACGAGCGAAUUGAAUGGACGCUACCGCCGGGGCGGCACCUGCGGUGGUCGCCGCCGUCGCGCAAAAAGCCGCCGCGGCAAAGCAACGUGGCCGCCGCGUUCCCGAAU
This is a messenger RNA of Iphiclides podalirius (scarce swallowtail), 327 nucleotides long. NCBI's taxonomy places the organism in Eukaryota, Metazoa, Arthropoda, Insecta, Lepidoptera, Papilionidae. The record is from the annotation of a GenBank genome assembly.